Penicillium arizonense is the source of this 549-nucleotide messenger RNA. Its product is annotated as TspO/MBR family protein. The transcript has 2 exons. Lineage: Eukaryota; Fungi; Ascomycota; Eurotiomycetes; Eurotiales; Aspergillaceae. Bases 1 to 549 code for a protein of 182 amino acids. The record is from RefSeq and is a predicted model, not a curated record. Gene Ontology annotation, cellular component: mitochondrial outer membrane.
AUGCCUUGGUCUAUCGCUCUCCCACAGGCGAUCUUCGCCUCACCCCUGUUGGCGGUCGCAACCCCAAUCACCGCAGGGACAGCAGUAGCCCUCUUGACCAAUCGGAAACAAAACCGCGCAACCUACAACAAGCUCAAGCAACCACCCUACAGCCCACCAGGCUGGCUCUUCGCGCCGGCCUGGACGCUACUGUACGGAUUAAUGGGGUACGCCUCGCACCACGCCACGACAACUGCGUCGCAAUCAUUCUCGCUCGUGGUGCGCGAUACCAAUUCCACUGCACAGACACUUUACACCACGCAGCUGGCCCUGAACUUCCUCUGGAUGCCACUCUUCUUCCGAUUGGGGCGGCCGGCUGUGGCUCUGGGCGAUCUGGCCCUGUUAGCGGGUAACGUGGGUGCGCUGAUGGUGAAUUGGUGGUCGGCCGAUCGCACGGCGUUCUGGUGCUUGGUCCCCUACGCUGCUUGGCUUGGUUAUGCUGCAUAUCUUAAUACAGGUGUUGGCAUGCUGAAUGGCUGGACUUUGCCUAAGAAAGAGCGGUCGGAGUAG